CUCGGCACAGGUAGUCGCCCGGCUCCCGGCCCGGCCCGGUGAUCGUCGGCCCAGCGGUGGGGCCAUGGCGUGGCGGCGGCGGCCCAGGGCCGGCGUCGGGGCCCGCGGCGCGCUGGCUCUGCUGGCGCUGGCCCUGUGCGCGCGCGGGGCCCGGGGCCGGGCGCUCGAGUGGUACUCGGCCGUGGUGAGCACCGAGUAUGUGGACCCACAGACGAACCGGACCGCGUGGAGCGUCUCGGAGAGCGGCCGCUUCGGCGACAGCUCGCCCAAGGAGGGCGCGCAGGGCCUGGUGGGCGUCCCGCGCGCGGCGGACCGCGACCCCGAGGGCUGCGCGCCCGACACGAGCUUCUUCGUGCCCGCGCCCGGCGGCCGGGGGGCCGCGCCCUGGGUCGCCCUGGUGGCGCGCGGGGGCUGCACCUUCAAGGACAAGGUGUUGGUGGCGGCGCGGAGGAACGCCUCGGCCGUGGUUCUCUAUAACGAGGAGCGCUACGGGAACCUCACCGCGCCCAUGGCGCACGCGGGAACAGGAAAUAUAGUGGUCAUUAUGGUUAGCUACCCAAAAGGAAGAGAACUAUUGGAUCUGGUGCAAAAAGGAAUUCCAGUCAAAGUGACCAUAGGGGUCGGCACCCGUCAUGUACAGGAGUUCAUCGGUGGUCAGUCUGUGGUGUUUGUGGCCAUCGCCUUCAUCACCAUGAUGAUCAUCUCAUUAGCCUGGCUGAUAUUUUACUAUAUACAGCGUUUCCUGUAUACUGACCCACAGUUUGGAAGUCAGAGCCAUAGAAAAGAAACUAAGAAGGUUAUUGGUCAGCUUCCUCUUCAUACUGUAAAGCAUGGAGAAAAGGGAAUCGAUGUUGAUGCUGAAAAUUGUGCAGUGUGUAUUGAAAAUUUUAAAGUAAAGGAUAUCAUCAGAAUUCUGCCAUGCAAGCAUAUUUUUCAUAGAAUAUGCAUUGACCCAUGGCUUUUGGAUCACCGCACGUGUCCAAUGUGUAAACUUGAUGUCAUCAAAGCCCUGGGAUAUUGGGGAGAGCUUGAGGACGAGCAGGAGACGCCUGCUCCAGAAUCGACCCCUGGAAGUGUUUUGGCUGCAAAUUUGAGUAUUACUUUACAAGAUGAUGCCAGAAGUGAAGGGAGCCCCUUACCAUCAUCUUCCACUAACGAAUCCGUGCCGCAGUGCAGUGCCGGUUUUAAAGAAGAUGCAAGUGAAAACACAGCCUUACUAGAAACAGACAGGAGUGACCUUCAGCGAGGAGGCCCCGUCUGCUAGCGCACGUCCCGCUGACGGCGUCGCGCCGUCUGCUAGCACACGUCCCGCCGACAGCAUCACGGAUGGAGCUGCGGCGUGAAUGAAAAGACAGUUUAUGUUUUUUACUUGAGGACAUAGUUGGUAUAUUUGAAAAUAAUGUACAUUCUUUACCUUUCAGAUUCUGAUUUAAUAUACAAAGGGCUAAGAUAUUUUAUUCUUAAAGAGACUUUUUGAUUAGUCUUUGUAGAUAUCUACUGAGAUGUAUCGUUUACGAUCGUACGUUCUUUCAGGCCAUGGCGACAGAAGCAACUGGGAAGGCACUGUGUUGUAAAGGAUGGUGGUGGUUCUGAAUACUAGGCUAGCUACUACGGUCCUGUAGGAACAAGGUGAAUUCUGCUUCUAGGAUGGCUUUAGACUAGUUGAAGUGGAAUUGUGUAAUUAAAUUCAGUAAUUGAUCACAUGAGUUUCCCUAGAGGAAGGACUUGAUUAGAAUAUUAAACUUGUAAAUGAGAUGAGCAAAAUCUGCAGUUUUAUUGCAUCUCUGUGUUACAUAGAGAGAUUUCAAAACCGGAGAACACUUUUUCACUAUUGUUUUCUGUUUGGAAUUAUGAGGAAAGCACUAGAUGACUUUAGGACUCCCAUAUUUCCCUUUUAUUACCUAAUUUCUUGUGACAUCUUGAUGAGAGAAAUUUGUCCAUUUUUUCUACAAAUAAAAAAGCUAAGAUUCUGUAUUGCAAUGAGCAUUAAUUUCUUCAUUACCUUGUUAAGGAAAUGGAGUAGGCAGACUGGUUAUUUUUUUUCUAAAUGAUGAAUAUAAUAUAUUGGUUCCAACUGCAACUUAAUCUUGACAAUUAAAAGAGUGAUCGAUGGAGAAUUUUGAUUAUUGUAACAAAAUAAACAAGUAACCAGUUUUCUGGGUUAA
Molecule: messenger RNA, 2165 nt
Organism: Diceros bicornis minor
Lineage: Eukaryota; Metazoa; Chordata; Mammalia; Perissodactyla; Rhinocerotidae
Gene: RNF149
Product: ring finger protein 149
Exons: 7
Coding region: 65-1264 (399 amino acids)
Source: RefSeq, a predicted model, not a curated record